CUCUACGCUUCGAAAACAAAUCAACUCGACGUCUGCGAACUUUUAAGCUGGCCGUUCGCGCACACGGACUCGAAAAUGCCUCCACGGAGUAAAGAAGCGGCACAGAUAAUCCAGCAGUUGCUCCCCGCACAUCGGCUGCCUCGCUCGCCAUCGUCGCGGCGUUCCCUGUGCCUCCAAUGCCAGACCCGCCUCCUUCAGUUCUCUGCACCGCAACGCCUACUCCUGUCGACAGUCUCGGUCUCGGCACGCGCACACCAAGUCCCCGCCAGAGCAUUCUCGACCUCUGCGCCACUGUUCAAGAAAUCCUCGUCGUCGUCCAAAUCCUCGCGGAAGUCCCCCUCCGUCGACUCGCUCACGCACAAGGAUGACGUGCACAUCCCGGACAACAAGGCCACGCGCAACCGCGACAGCGAAAUCGACCCGUACGACUUCUCCGAGCUCGAGGCCGGGAUCGCCAAGGCCGUCGCGCGCCUCAAGGAGGCGCUGGUCAAGACAAAGGAUGCCGGCAGAGUCACGCCGCAGAUGAUCGAGGCGCUGCCCGUGGAGAUCAACGUCAAGGGCGCGGAGACGGGGAGAGGGAGUCCACACAAGGAAAAGGCCAAGGUGGGGGAUCUGGCGAGUGUGGUUGCGAAAGGUGGACGGAGCGUGCAGAUAUUCUGUGCGGAGGAAGCUCACGUCAAACCGAUCGCAUCGGCUCUCCUGGCAAGCCCCUACAGUCUGGUCCCGCAGACCACCGCUCCCCACACUCCAGGCACGACGUCGGUCUCUCAGUCCAACCCGCCGACCUCCUCCAACCACCUACUCAUCACCGUGCCCGUCCCGCCCAUCACGGCGGAGACACGCAACCUCGCGCGCGCCGAGGCCAAGAAGAUGUUCGACCGGGCGUCCCAAGAGGUUCGGAACGCGAGGGGCGAGGCGCAAAAGAGGUUUCGAAAGAUGGAGCUGGGGAAGCUGGUCAUCGUGGACGAGUUGCGCAAGGCGCACAAGCAGAUGGAGGAGGUGGUCAAGAAGGGCCAGGAUGAGGCUAAGAAGGUCUACGAGGCGAGUUUGAAGGCUUUGGAGGGAUGAGAAUUCUCUGACGGGACGGGAGGGUAACACGGCAGAGGAGAAGCAAAGCAUUGUCAGUUGAGGUCCGUGAAAUAGACGGUCAAAAGGUGCAGCGGGAUGGAUGUGGGGUGUAUGACUACAUCCAUACGUGUGAAUCUUUGGAAAGAGAAGGAUCCGUGGAAAAAGCACAUUUGUACCAAGAAAGGGGACCAAAAAAUGAAACGGAACAGGCUUUGGAAAAGUCAUAUCAUGUGUGCCACUAUCCACUUGUACAGCUAGCUCGACGUCGACGAAGAGCUUCAGAAUGAGAACGGAAAGUAGCUCGAUAGAGGCUGCUUCCGCUAUUUCCCUCGAGCAGGGCUGUGCAAUGAUUGAAGCAAGCUUCCCAUCUGUC
Molecule: messenger RNA, 1441 nt
Organism: Cladophialophora immunda
Lineage: Eukaryota; Fungi; Ascomycota; Eurotiomycetes; Chaetothyriales; Herpotrichiellaceae
Exons: 2
Coding region: 76-1068 (330 amino acids)
Biological process (GO): translation
Cellular component (GO): mitochondrion
Molecular function (GO): ribosomal large subunit binding
Source: RefSeq, a predicted model, not a curated record